Messenger RNA from Dufourea novaeangliae, 1677 nucleotides. RefSeq names its product hepatocyte nuclear factor 4-gamma (gene Hnf4). Gene Ontology annotation, cellular component: nucleus. Bases 271 to 1677 code for a protein of 468 amino acids. Lineage: Eukaryota; Metazoa; Arthropoda; Insecta; Hymenoptera; Halictidae. Gene Ontology annotation, molecular function: RNA polymerase II cis-regulatory region sequence-specific DNA binding; zinc ion binding; nuclear steroid receptor activity. The record is from RefSeq and is a predicted model, not a curated record. Gene Ontology annotation, biological process: anatomical structure development; regulation of transcription by RNA polymerase II; cell differentiation. The transcript has 7 exons.
UGUUUACAACCGCAAUUCCAGUGUGUCUUUUUCCCCAAGACUUUUAUUUAUUUUCACGAUUUUAACAAAAAAAAAACGGACACACAGACAGUGGAGUUUUUUUCGUGUGGAUUGUGUGCGCGCGCGAACGGGAACGAGUAAUUACGCAAUUAACAAUAUCACGACGCGGCGCAACGUAAUUCGUUCGGGUGAUAAGAACGACGAUGGAGGCGACCUGCGUGGACCAGUUCGGGAGAGCGAAUCGGAGGAACGGCGAACGGAAGACGGAGGAUGCGGAGGCCUGAUCCCCGAGUGGCUUCCGGUUCCGCUUCCGAAAUGGGUCUGGCAGACGCCGAUCUGAGCAUGGGCGCAGGUGCAGCGGGCGGCUCGGUCCUCGGGCUUCCGGGAUCGGGCGUGGGCGGUGUGCUGUCGCAGCACUGCGCGAUCUGCGGCGACCGAGCCACCGGAAAACACUACGGGGCCGCUUCCUGCGACGGUUGCAAAGGAUUCUUCCGGCGAUCGGUCAGAAAAAAUCACCUUUACACCUGCAGAUUUAGUAGGAACUGUAUAGUAGACAAGGACAAGAGAAACCAGUGCAGGUAUUGCAGGCUCCGAAAAUGUUUCAAGGCCGGUAUGAAGAAAGAAGCCGUGCAGAACGAGAGAGACCGGAUAAGCUGCAGAAGGCCUAGUUACGAGGAGCAGAGCAGCAACGGAAGCGGGCUUUCCGUGGUUUCUCUACUUCAGGCCGAGAUGCUCAGCAGACAGGUCGGCGCUGCCCUCGAGCUAGGUAGUCCGAGUAACGACAUCGACCUAAGCACGAAGCAAAUCGCCAACAUAAACGACGUCUGCGACAGUAUGAAGCAGCAGCUGUUGAUCCUGGUCGAAUGGGCGAAGUAUAUACCGGCAUUUAGCGAGCUGACCCUAGACGACCAGGUUGCUCUAUUGAGGGCACACGCGGGCGAGCAUCUUCUCUUGGGCGUUGCCAGGCGCAGCAUGCAACUGAAGGAUGUUCUCCUGUUGGGCAACAACUGCAUCAUCACGAAAAACUGUCCUGAGGGUCGCAAUCAGGAUCUGGAUAUCAGCAAGGUCGGUGUCCGAGUGAUGGACGAGCUGGUGAAACCGCUGAACGAGGUGCAGAUCGAUGACACCGAAUUCGCUUGUCUGAAGGCCAUCGUCUUUUUUGAUCCCAAUGCAAAAGGCCUAAGUGAACCGCAGCGAAUCAAGCAAUUGCGUUACCAGAUCCAGAUCAACCUAGAGGACUACAUCAGUGAUAGACAGUACGACAGCCGUGGUCGAUUCGGCGAUAUCCUCCUGACGCUGCCAGCUCUGCAGUCGAUUUCCUGGCAAAUGAUCGAGCAGAUCCAGUUUGUUCGACUCUUCGGGGUCGCGCACAUCGACAACCUGCUGCAGGAGAUGCUUCUAGGCGGUGCCACGGCUGAAGGGAACGGUGCUCUGACGCCGAUCGCGAUCUCAAAUGCUCCUGGCAGUUACGUGAGCAGCAACGAAAGUCCCAGCAGUCCCCUGACACCUGCCAAUGCGCCUCCAUUAAGUCCUCAGGAUCAUAUGCUGGCUGGAGGAAGUCCUGUCAUGAUUCUGAGGGACCUAACACCCAUUCAGACCCAAGAGGACGUGACCAGUGUGUCUGGAUUCAGGAUGUUCAAACAGGAGCCCAGUCUCGAGAGUGAAUCAACCUUUUAA